AUGUCUCCAGCACUCUUCGACGACUCCCGCCAUAUUCCCCUUCUCUCACCCACACUCCCUCUGCACCACCACCGAAGCAACAGCAACAGCCAGAACAACAACAACCAACACCACAACGACGACCCAGACUACGACGACAACGACGACGACGACGACGUCGAACUCAAAGCAAUCCACAUCACCGACCACCAGCAGCCCCGAUACAGCACUGACGACGACGACGACGACGACGACAACGACGACGACGACGCCUCAGACGCCGAAGGCCACGACCCGACUAUGCCCCGAAGUCGCAAAGUCCACACUACGACCAAUAGUGAGGCCAAGAUGAACACCUCCUCGUCCGUCGAGUACCGCCGCAAGAACGGCGCCUCCCUCGACGACGGCGGCGGCACCCCCUCGAGCGCCCAGCAGACCGAGGCCCUGCUCGAACGCAGCUCCUUCACGCUCGACGACGACCACGACGUCAAGCCCGCCGCCGCCUCCUUCCUCACGCUCUCGCUCGCCGACCAGCGCAACUUUGCCCUCCUCGUCAUGCUCUACUUCCUGCAGGGCGUGCCCAUGGGGCUCGCAAUGGGCUCCGUCCCCUUCCUGCUCAAGCACAAGCUCAGCUACGGCGAGAUUGGCGUCUUCACGCUCGCAUCCUACCCGUACAGCAUGAAGCUCCUCUGGUCGCCCAUCGUCGACGCCAUCUGGUCGCGCCGCAUGGGCCGCCGCAAGAGCUGGAUCGUGCCCAUCCAGACCGUCAGCGCGUGCAUGCUCAUCUGGCUCGGCGGCAAUGUCGACAAGCUGAUGGAAGAGGCAAGCAGCAAGCUGUACAUGUUUACGUUUGUCUUCUUCACGCUCGUCAUGCUGUGCGCGACGCAGGACAUUGCCGUCGAUGGGUGGGCGCUCACGCUGCUGAGCCCCGAGAACCUCUCGUAUGCGUCGACGGCGCAGACGGUGGGGCUCACGGCGGGGCAGUUCCUCUCGUUUACGGUGUUUUUGGCGUUUAAUGCCCCCGACUUCUCGAAUAGAUACUUUAGGACUGUGCCGCAGACGUACGGCCUCAUGACGCUAAGUGGGUAUCUCAAGUUCUGGGGAUGGGCGUAUCUGGUCAUCACGCUGGGCCUCGCGGUGUUCAAGAAGGAGGAGAAGAACUCCAACCGCGACGGCAUCGCCGCAGUCUACAAGACAAUGUGGAAAGUCGUCAAGCUAAAACACAUCCAAACCCUCAUCAUCGUCAACCUCAUCGGCAAAAUCGGCUUCCAAGCCAACGACGCCGUCACAAACCUCAAGCUCCUCGACAAGGGCUUCUCGCAAGAAGACAUGGCCCUCACCGUUCUCAUCGACUUCCCCUUCGAGAUCCUCCUCGGCUACCAAGCGGGCAAAUGGAGCAGCACCUUCCCCCCCAUGACACUCUGGACCUGGGCCUUCAUGGGCCGCCUCCUCGCCGCCGUCCUCGCACACGUCACCGUCGUGCUCUUCCCCAAGGACGGCGUCGUCGACACGUGGUACCUCCUGGUCGUCAUUGCCGAGCAUGUCUUCUCGACCUUCACGAGCACGGUGAUGUUUGUGGCGCUCACGGCGUUUAAUGCGCGCAUUGCGGACCCCGCUAUUGGCGGCACGUACAUGACGCUUCUGGCGACGGUGUCGAAUCUGGGCGGGACCUUCCCACGGAUCUUUGUGCUGAAGGCGGUGGACGCUUUGACAUCUGCGACUUGUUUCCCCCCGGAGAAGGCCGUUGGGGGUGGGGGGGCAACGCCGUUUGAGCCGUUUAGCUGCGCGCUCGAGGCGCAGCGCCAGGCCUGCGGCGAGAUGGCGGGCAGGUGUGUCGUGCAGAGGGACGGGUACUAUAUCACGAAUGUGCUGUGCGUGCUGGUGGGGCUGGUCACGUUUGUGGCGUAUAUUAAGCCGUCGGUGGAGCGGUUGAGUGCGUUGCCGUUGAAGGCGUGGAGGGAGUAUAAUCCCGGCCGGGAGUAG
Messenger RNA from Morchella sextelata, 1962 nucleotides. RefSeq lists its product as uncharacterized. The record is from RefSeq and is a predicted model, not a curated record. Gene Ontology annotation, cellular component: membrane. Gene Ontology annotation, molecular function: acetyl-CoA transmembrane transporter activity. The transcript is spliced from 2 exons. NCBI's taxonomy places the organism in Eukaryota, Fungi, Ascomycota, Pezizomycetes, Pezizales, Morchellaceae. Bases 1 to 1962 code for a protein of 653 amino acids.